Messenger RNA from Cucurbita moschata (crookneck pumpkin), 1865 nucleotides. Its product is annotated as trigger factor-like protein TIG, Chloroplastic. The transcript is spliced from 13 exons. Gene Ontology annotation, molecular function: ribosome binding; protein folding chaperone; peptidyl-prolyl cis-trans isomerase activity. Bases 74 to 1696 code for a protein of 540 amino acids. The record is from RefSeq and is a predicted model, not a curated record. Lineage: Eukaryota; Viridiplantae; Streptophyta; Magnoliopsida; Cucurbitales; Cucurbitaceae. Gene Ontology annotation, biological process: protein transport; 'de novo' cotranslational protein folding; protein unfolding.
ACUUGAGUGAACGUUUUAUCCAGUUGAAUUCGGUUAGUUUGGCUCCACUCUGAGUUGCAGUAACCCAGCGGCCAUGGCGCUCUUCCCAUCUAAUUUCUCCGCAACCUUUCUCAACCACACUCCAUCCCGCCCCUCAAUUUCUGCUUCUUUCUCCAAAACCCCCUUGCUUCCAUGGAGGAAUGGGCGCUCCAACUCCCUCAACCUUCGCUUUCUUCCUCCCCCAUUUCACCUCCUUCACCCACUUCAAAUCUCCCCGAUUUCCUGCAGAUUUUCUUCUCCACCUUCUUCCCCUUCCCCCGUCGAUCUCGGCCCCAAGCUCGACAAGCUUCCCGCGGCCCUGGAAAUUUCCGAGACCCAAGAGCCCAAUUCCAGAGUUAGAUUGAGCGUCGGAGUUCCACCUGCUGUUUGCGAGGAUUGUCGUAGCAGGACCAUUGCUGAGUUCAUGAAGCAGGCCAAGAUCCCUGGAUUUCGUCCUGGAAAGAAAGUUCCAGAAAGUAUUCUUGAAAGUUAUGUAGGGAAGGACAAUAUUCAGAAGGCCAUUGUAGAAUCUAUUUUGAAGAGGACCCUUCCUCAUGCAAUGUCCUCAGUAGAAGGAAGGGCACUGAAAGACUCGGUUCGUAUCACCUCUAAAUUUGCUGACUUGGAGGAUACCUUUUCUUCUCAAGGCUCUCUCAGAUAUGACAUUGUUGUUGAUAUUGCACCUGAAGUCAGAUGGGUUCCCGAAAAUGGAUAUAGAAACUUGAAGGUGGUUGUUGAAAUAGACAAUGAAAUAAAUGCUCAAAAAGCUUCUGAGCAGGAAUUAAAGCGCCGCCACAAAUCCCUUAGUAUAUUAAGAAUUGUGACUGAUAGAGGAUUACAGAUUGGUGACGUUGCAGUAAUUGAUAUAUCAGCAACAACAAUUGGUGAAGACCAAUCUGUUGGUCAAAAGAUUCCAUCGGCAGAGAGCAAAGGUUAUAAUUUUGAUACGGAAGAUGGUGAUAAGGUGCUUCCAGGGUUUGUUGAUUCAUUAAUUGGCAUUCAACGAGGUGAAACAAAAUCAUUUCCUCUUGUAUUCCCAGAAUCAUGGAAACAGGAAGAUCUCCGUGGUGUUCAUGCGCAAUUCACGGUUGAGUGCAAGGAACUGUUCUACAGAGAAUUGCCUCCAUUGGAUGACUCCCUAGCCGAUAAGCUUCUUCCCGGCUCUACAACGCUUGAACAGGUCAAGGAAGCGUUGCUGCAAAGAUGCCUUGAAGUGGAGCAAACAGCUAAAGAUCAAGCAACGGACAAUGCAAUUCUUGACCAGCUUUGCAAGAUGGUGGAAGUUGAUAUUCCUCAAUCCAUCUUUGAGGAAGAAGGUAGACAGCUAUAUGGAGCCAAAUUAUUGCAAAUACAGGCAAACAUGAAAUUAAAUGAACAGCAGUUGGCUAUUCUAUCUAGUCCGAAGGCUGUGAAGGAGUACCUUGACAAUCAGGAGGACAACAUUAAGCAUGUUAUAAAACAGAAUCUGGCAGUGGGAGAUAUAUUUAAACGUGAAAAUUUGCAGGUGGCCACAGAUGAGCUCAUGAAAGAGGUGGAAAAUUCCAUUGCAGAAUUUAAACGUAGUAAACAAGAAUAUGACGAAGAGCGGGUGCAGGAACAGGUACAAGACAUACUAGAGGGAGCAAAAGUGCUUGAAUGGUUGAGAGAGCAUGCAGAGAUCGAGUACAUAACCCAUUGACGAUAGGAAGGUUAUCUGCUUGGGCACUCGUGCAUGCAUAAUGCAUGUCUUCGGGCAUUUUCCAUGUCGGCUCCAUAGAGCAUUGCCCCCAAUCGCAAAAUCUGGGUUCCUUUGCUAACAGAUUUGGUGGACCAAAAAGGCUUAUAUAAUAAUAUACUGUAUUAUUGAA